GCCUUUUUAUACAUGCAUAAAGCCGCUAGCUGCUGAUCUUCUCUAGUUCUCUUCCAUUAAUUCGUCUUCAACCCUCCGCCGGCAACACAAUGGGUCGCGUCAUCCGUGCUCAGCGGAAAGGUGCCGGCUCCGUCUUCAAGUCUCACACCCACCACCGUAAAGGGCCGGCCAAAUUCCGCCCGCUCGAUUUCGGGGAGCGCAACGGCUAUCUCAAGGGCGUCGUGCAGGAGAUCGUCCACGAUCCCGGCCGCGGCGCCCCGCUCGCUCGGGUCAAUUUCCGCCACCCUUUCCGCUACCAGCAUCAGAAGGAGCUCUUCAUCGCCGCCGAGGGCAUGUACACCGGCCAGUUUGUGUACUGCGGGAAGAAGGCCGCUCUCACCGUGGGGAACGUGCUCCCUCUCCGGUCCAUCCCCGAGGGAGCCGUCGUAUGCAAUGUCGAGCACAAGGUCGGUGAUCGGGGCGCUUUCGCGAGGUGCUCGGGCGACUACGCCAUCGUGAUCAGUCACAACCCCGACGCUGGGACGUCUAGGGUUAAGCUCCCGUCGGGGGCAAAGAAGAUUAUUCCCAGCGCGUGUCGGGCUAUGAUCGGUCAGGUGGCCGGAGGCGGGCGUACGGAGAAGCCGAUGCUUAAAGCCGGGAAUGCUUACCACAAGUUUAGGGUGAAGAGGAAUUGCUGGCCCAAGGUUCGUGGUGUGGCUAUGAACCCGGUCGAGCAUCCCCACGGUGGUGGUAACCACCAGCACAUUGGUCAUGCAAGUACUGUUCGCCGUGAUGCGCCGCCGGGACAGAAGGUUGGGCUGCUCGCCGCCAGGAGGACUGGCCGUGUCCGUGGUCAAGCCGCCGUUGCCGCUGCCAAGGCUGACAAGGGCUCUUAGGUUUAAUUAAAACACUCCGUAUAUUACUUCAAAUACCUCUCGUAUGUUACGUUAUUUUAUAUUUAAUUAUUUAUUUACGGAGUAUUUAUUUGUUUUAUUAUUUAUUUUACUUCGUAUUGAUUUUAUUGAGACCUUUGAUAUUGGCCUGGUGUUUGUUUAGUCCUGGUACACUACCACCAACGCAAACUAUUGAAUAAUGUUAUGUUUUACUUUUAGGAAAA
This is a messenger RNA of Cuscuta epithymum, 1096 nucleotides long. Lineage: Eukaryota; Viridiplantae; Streptophyta; Magnoliopsida; Solanales; Convolvulaceae. The record is from the annotation of a GenBank genome assembly.